Spinacia oleracea (spinach) is the source of this 1560-nucleotide messenger RNA. RefSeq lists its product as uncharacterized. The record is from RefSeq and is a predicted model, not a curated record. NCBI's taxonomy places the organism in Eukaryota, Viridiplantae, Streptophyta, Magnoliopsida, Caryophyllales, Amaranthaceae. The transcript is spliced from 3 exons. Bases 1 to 1560 code for a protein of 519 amino acids.
AUGAAAAGAAGAGAGCGUAGUUGGAUGUAUGAUAGACUCGACGGGCGCAAUCUUAAGCCCGACUUUCUCAAGGGGGUUGGAGAGUUCAUUGAGUUUUGCAAAGAGCAUCCAACAUGCAAUGAUGGUGACAAAAUAAGAUGCCCAUGCCCCUUGUGUGAUAACAAACGUUUUCAUGAUACUGAAACAGUUAGAGUACAUUUGUACAAGAAGGGGUUUGUACGUAAUUACUAUCAAUGGAUAUGUCAAGGGGAAAGCUUAGUAGAGUCCUCGCGUGUUCAGCCAAAUCAAUAUCGGGAUAUGGUUAUUGAUGCUCUUGGAAAUAAUCAAGAGCAUUUGUUGAAUGAAGAGGGUAAUUCAGUUGAAGAAGAACCAAAUGAUGAAGCUAAGAAGUUUAUAGACCUUCUAAAGGCAGCUGGAGAUCCAUUAUAUGAAGGGAGCAAACUCUCUGUGCUGGAGAUGGCAUCAAGAAUUGGAAGUUUGAAAUGUGAAUUCAACUUACAACACAGGUGUGUGGAUGGGUUUGCAUCUUUGAUGAAUGAUGCGAUUCCAAAUAACAACCAAAUGGGUAGAACUUUCAAUAGCACAAAGAAGGUUCUUGAGGGCUUGGAACUUCCUCAUGAGAGGAUCCACACAUGCCCCAAAGGUUGUUUGCUCUUCUGGAAAGGCGAUGCACAGUUAGAUAAAUGUAGAGUAUGCGGAAGUGAUCGGUAUAAGAAGACUGCAAAGGGCAAGCUUAUUCCAGCAAAAUUUCUAAUCUAUUUUCCAAUCACACCGAGGUUGCAAAGGUUGUAUGCUACCAAGAACAUUUCGGAGGAUAUGACUUGGCAUGCCAAGAAUCCCCGAGUUCAAAACACCUUCGCACAUCCUAGUGAUAGUCAAGCGUGGAAGCACUUGGAUACAACCUUUCCUAAUUUCGCAUCAGAGCCACGAAAUGUCAGGCUUGGUUUGUGCACGGAUGGAUUUUUCCCCCAUGGUAAAUUUGGAUCCCAAUAUUCAUGUUGGCCAGUUAUUCUUACACCAUAUAACUUCCCUCCAUCGAUGUGUAUGAAAAGACCAUUCAUGUUCCUUUCUUUGCUCGUUUACGGUCCUAAAAAUCCUAAAGAAAACUUGGAUGUGUACAUGCAACCACUCAUUGAAGUGUUGAAACAGUUAUGGGAGGUUGGGGCUAUGACUUAUGACAUCUCAAGCAAGCAGAAUUUCAACCUCCGCGCAGCCCUUUUGUGGACUAUUAGUGAUUUUCCUGCAUAUGACAUGCUAUCUGGAUGGUCCACUGCCGGAAAGAAGGCUUGCCCUUAUUGUAUGGAUAAAAGCAAGGCAUUUUGGCUUGAACAUGGAGGUAAAGUUUCAUGGAGUGCCGUCGGGACCGUAGAGACUUUGUUGACAGGGAGCCUCAAGCAGAGACGUCCUAGAGACAGGAGGGACCAAGCUUUGAGCUGGGACAGGGGUCCGGAUCCUAGUACUCCUGGGACGGAGAUGGAUCAGGAGCUGGAACGCCUUAGGAGGCGUAAUAGGGACAAGUCACCUGUUGUUGACGUCACUCCUGAUGAUGACUCGGACUGA